AUGCGAAUUCCUUAAGCUUACUAUGAUAGCAUGAUUAAAAGAUAUAAGAAAUCUAAACAAUGUGAUUAAACUGAUUACUCUUGGAUUGAAACAACCAAGAAGUCUUUUGUAGAAAGAAUUUAAGAUUUUGCAUAAUGCAAACAAUUGUAAGAUCCAAAGUAUAUACGAAUCAUUUGUGAAACAAUUGAUGCAAUAUUUGAAGCAGCAGUUGCCUUAUUUUAAGAUCAAGACCAAACCCUUUGUGUUCAAUUGCUAGGUGAAUCUGAUUCUAUUUAAAUUUGGGAUUUGUGUUUAUAGUGCUGUGAUUAUAUAAUCAAGUUUGCAAACCCAAAAAUAAGUAUUUCUAUUUUAAUAAUCUAAAGUUGAUAUGUUUUUUAGUUAUGAGCAUAUUUUGACACUAAUAUUUCAUAAUCCAGAUUAUGAAUUAUAAAAAAUAUAUAAAUUGGUGUAAUGCAUGUAAUAUUUGAUUGAAUAAAUGAAUGGAUCCAAAGCUUGUAAAUUUAAAAGUAUUUAUAUAUAAACUAUAAAUUUUAGUUGAACAAUUUGAAAGAGUUUUUUUAAGAUUCAUGUAUAUUAACACAUUUUUAUAAAAGAAUAUUUACAAUUUAUCAGAUUAGGAAUAUUAGGAAUUGUUUUAAUUAUAAACUGAUAAUUACAAUCUUAAAAUAACAAUCCCAAAUGAAGAUAUGAAUAAUUAUUAAAGAUUUUUGGAGAUGAGUAAUUUCAGAAAAAUACUUAAAUCUCCACCUAUAAAUUUAGACAUUUCUUUUGAUUAUACUAAAAAUCCAUUGGAUUAAAGUUUAUAGAUAGCAUCAGAAAUUAAAGUAUAAAAAGAUAGUAUUCUCUUUGAUUAAAUCUUUAUCAGAUUACUUUGUUAAUAUUCUAAUGAUGAACUAUUACUAUAGAAGAUGUUUAUCAGUAAUUAUAUAUUUCAUUUUAAAUGUACUUUUUCUGAUUUACAAUUAUUUAAUCAUAAAUAUAUGACAGAUAUUACUAAUAGAUUAAUAGAUCAAAAAGACUUUUUAUUUUUAUUAAUAAGAAUGAUUGCUAGUAAUAAGGAUGAAUCACUUAAUGAUACUCUAGUAGAAAGUCUUCAAUUUAUUAAAUCUAAGCAAAUAUAAUUAUAUGAACAUAAUACAUUCUUGGAUAAAUUAUGGUUAUUUGAAUUAUAAGGAAUUUAAGAUACAUUAAUUUGGUGGAAAAAAGAACUCUAAAUCAAUGAAGGUAAUUUCUAUGAUAAUAGAAUGAAUUUAAAUGUUAAAUUAUAACAAUUAUUCUUUUAAUCAUUAUCUGAUUAAUAAUUUACAUAAAUGUUCAAGAAAUAACCAAAUUAUACAUAAUGGAAUUUUAUAAUCAUUCAAAUUAUAAGAAAAUCUUUUGGAUAAGAUGGACAAACUUAAUUACCAUUCUAUAUAUUAAAUCCAAUUUUAAGUUAUUGUAUUAAUUUGAUCACUGAAUUACCAGGCAAUAAUCAAAAUCAAUAAUUAGAUUAUUAAUUAGAAACUUAAAUUAUUUAAGGAUUAAUAGAAAUUCUUAAGAAUUGUAAUAAAAAAUCAUAAAUUUAAUUAUAAAUCAGAGCAUUUCAAUUAUUAAAUUAAUUAAUUACAUACUAUAAAUUAGAAUUUGAUUAAGUAUAAAUUUAAAAUGCUUAAUCUGAAUUUUUGAUGCCAGUUCCUGAAAGAUAUCACAAAUUGCUUACAGAAAUCUGGUCAAACAAAAUAUUGGAAGAUACACUAAACACAGCUGAACUUAAUGAAACAUUAUACACCUAUUUAAUAACAUAAUUAGCUAUAACAAUGGGUGAGAAUCCAGCUAGAGUAAGAUAAUUUUAUGAAAACAAUAGUUUAUAAUAUCUUAUUAAUAGAAUUAUUGAAUUAUUAAAGAUUUGUUCAAGAGCAUCUCCUUUAAUCGUAACAAUAAUAAAUUUAUUGAUUGCAAUCAGUACAAAUGAAUAAGCAAUAUCAUUAACUUUAUAAUCCAAUAACAAUGUUGAUUAAUAAUAAUAAGAUAAUUUAAUUAAGAGAAUAUUUAUUAAGUGUUAUUUACCUUCAAUUGAAUUAUUAAAUGAUCCUUCAGUGAGUGAUGAUUUUGCAAAGAAGAUUAUUAUGUUGUAUAGUUAAAGUAUGUUAGCAAAAAAGUAAAUAGAAAAAGUAAUAGAAAAUACAUUUGUUCAAAUAUCAUAAUUAGUAGAUUUGAGUAAAGAUAAGAUAGAGGAAAUUGUGAGUAAUUAAGAAAAGUUAUAAUCCUUUUAUAGUUAUUCAAAAAGCUUACAAGCCUUAUUAUAAUUAUUUAUGUAAUUACAACCUGAGAAGAAAUCUUCAUAUCGAUCAUUUUAAGGAUAUGAAGAAUUAUAAUUAGAAGAAGCAUAGAGAUAAAAGGAUUUAUUAUUUAAUUCACUUUUGAAGAAUUAAAAAUUUGUAGAAGCAUUAGAAAAGAUAAUUAUGAGUCCGAUACUAAUAGGUAGUAAAAACAAGGAUACUUAUGUUGAACACUAUGUUGGUAUUUUGUGUAAGAAAAACAAGUUAAAUCCUUAUACUUCUUUAUGGAAGGAAUUAGAUCUAAUCAGUUAAAAUUAUAUGGUUAUAGGUGAUUAGAAGAUUAUUGAUAUUGGUAAAUUAGUUGAUUAUGAUGCUUUGUCUAUCCAUAUGAGUGACAAAUAUUUUUUUAGAAAAAUCAUCAAACAUAUAUCUCCUUAAACUUAUAGAGGAUUCUAUAUACUAAGUCGUUUCCACUUGAUUCAUUAUUUAAUUAAGAUGUGUGUGAAUUAGGGUGUAGCUUAAAAUUAAGAUACUCAUCUAAUGAUUUCUUAAUUGUUAGAAAUCUAUUUUUUAUCUUCAUAACAUGCAGGUUUUCAUGAAUCCAUUAUGAUGUUUAUGUCUGCUAAAUAAUAAAUUUAGAAACAUUAGACUAGUUAUGAUGAAGAUACAUAAAUAAGGAGAAGGAUAAGCAAAGAUAAUUUGAUUCCAUUAUAAUCAUCUUGUUUGGAUUUGAUAGGUAAAUUAUAAUAACAAGUUGAAUAAAAAGAUUAUGUAAUUAAGAAAUAUGGAGAAAUAACUUAAUUAUUCUUUCAAAAUUUCUAAGAAAAAUGUUAAUAAAUUAAAUAAGCUUAAGGAAUAUAAAUUAUAUCUCUUGUAACAUAUUUUUAAGAUAUGUUAAAAUCAUUCAAAUUCCUUUAGAAUUUAUUUUUGAGUUUAGAAUAAUAGUAUUAACCAUUAUAAUUUGCAGUAAUCUGUUUUCAAAAUAGUAAUUUCUUUUUAUAAUUGAUUGAGAUUCUAUAACAUUUGGAUAACAUAUAAAGACAAUCAUAAUUCAAUGGUACAAAAGAAUAAGAGAUUACUAGAAAGAUUUUACCAGGAUUUAUAGAAGCUAUUCAUUAACAUAUAGAUAAUAUUAUUAAAUUAUUAAUUUUUAAGAAGAUUACUAUUGAUAAGAUAUAAUUAUCUGGAUAAUUAAUUUAAGAUCCUUAAUAAUUAGAUAUAGUAUGCAAUGAACUUUUUGUAUCUUAAGCAUAAAUACUUAAUUCUAUGAUAGAUUUAUUACUUUACAAUAAUUGUGAAGGUAAUUUAAAGACUUUGUUAGAAUAAUUAAUAUAGAAGUUUUAUUCAAUCAAAGAUUUAUAAGUAUAGGAAAUGAGAAAGAUAGCUGGAACUGAAACAAAAGAAUAAUAAAUAAUUGGAAAUAAAGAUAUUAAUUAAACAUAAUCAGGAAAUGAAAUUCGAUAAGAAUAAAAGAAAUCAUUAUUUGAUAGACCUGAAAUUUAAGCAAUGAUUGAUGAUAUAUGUGAUAUGGGAUUCAAAUAAUCAUUGAUCAAAAAAGCUUUAUAAAGAAUUGAAAUUCCUGAACCUACAAUGAUAAUUGAUAUGUUAAUAAAUGAAAGGAUUUCUGAUGAUGAAGAAGAGUAGGAAGAUGUUUUAGAUCAAGAAAUAAAGAUGGCUGAAUAAAAUUAAUUGAUUUAAGAUUAAUUAGCUUAAUAAAUAUAAAAAAUAGAGAGUCAAAUAGAAAAAGAGUAAAUUUAGAAUGAAAUCUAAAUCUUAGAUUAAGAUUAAUUCAUGAAAAUAUUAUAAUAAAAUUUCCCAUAAGCAAAUACUUAAUUAAAUAUUUUGGAAAGGUUUUUAACAUUAAUAAAUGAUUUUUAAGUUAAAUUAGAUUCUAAUCUUAAUAAAAUAUUAGAUUAAUAAUUGAACAAUCAAAAAUUAAGUGGUAAUUUAUUAGAAUACUUAUUUACAAUUGCCAAAAAAUCAUAACAUAUAAACAAGAUUUUAGAUUAUAUAUUUAUGAUAUUGAAUCCUUUAAAAAAAGAAAAAUCAUCUUAAGAUUUAAAUACUACUAUGAUACAAUAUUAAAAAGCUUUAUAAUGGCUUAACUUAUUAUAAUAGAUUGCUCCUUAGGAACAUGAAAAAUUAUAUUAAAAUUUAGCUUUAAUAGAUUAAGAACCAUAAUAAAAAUAUGUUUUAUCAUUUUAAUCCAUGAUUACAUUAGGUUUUGCAUUAUCUAAUGAUAUCUUUGAUCAAUUUAAAAAAAAUGGAGAUAUAGAACUAUAAUAAUUAAAAUAACUAAAAAUAUCUGAAUUAACUUACUAAGAAAUUUUAAUUCAAGCAUAAACUAUUACUAAUAAUCUUAAUAAUUUAUAUGAAAACAAACAAAAUACAAUUAAAUUAUUCUGUAAAGAAAUUUUAGAGGCACAAAAGUAUCUUACUAAGUUUUUCUUGAAUUUAUAAAACAAACAUGAUUAAUUAAUUGAAAGAUAUUGGAGUUAGAUGCUAAUCUAUUUAGAAUUUUUGAUAUAAAUAUGUACAAUCAAUUUAGAAUUGUAAGAAUAAACAUAAUAAACUUUUAAUUUCCUUGAUGAAUUGGACACAUUGAUUAAUGAUACUUAAUCAUUGAAAGAAUAAAGAGAUUAAUCUCAAAAUAUGAUUUAUUUUAGAUAAUUAAUUUAAAGAAGAUUUAUGUUUGAUAAAUAAUUAAUCUCAUAAUUAUUACAAUGUUUAAAUAAUUUUGGAUUGCAUAAUUAAAACAAGUUAUUUAAUAUGUUAAUCAAAAAAACAUCAAAUGAUAAAUAAUCAUUAUUGGAGACAUUAUUAUAAUUAAAAAUUUAAACUAGUCAUUUAGAAUAAGAAGAAUCUUAACCAGUAUUUCUUGAAAACCUAAUAUAUCUUGUUGCCAUAGAUAGCAAAACAACUAAUGAUUUAAUUUUCUAAAUAAUGAAAUAAGUGAUGUUAAAUGAACAUAUAGAUUGGCAUGCACAAUAAUUAAAGAAUAUUGAUGAUCUAACAUAAUUACAAUUCCCAUAGAAAUUUAUAGAAUGUCCAUUACAAUAUUUGUUAUCGUUUCAUCCUGUAUUAGUUAACAAUCCUAUUAUCUAUAAUAUGAUAAUUGAACAAUAAGGUUUAUCAAUUACUGAUAAGUUCUCAGAAUUAAAUAGGAUUCACGUCCCAAAAUAAUCAUAACCUUUGCCAACAGGUAAAUUAACAAAAGAAUAAGAGAAAUUAUUGAAAGAUAAAGAAAAAGAAUAGUAAGCUCAACCAUAGACAGAAAUAGUAAUCAGAUAUGAAAUAGAAUAAUUAAUUGAACCAUAAUUGAAUGAAAAUUUCAUUUAUUUAGUCAAUAUUAUUGCAUAAAAAACAAUUGAUAGAUUUUUUGAAGAGAAUUAUAGAUUGAUAGAAUAAAUAUUUAAAGUUUAGUUGAAUCAAUAUAAAGAUGAUAAUAGAAUAUAUUUAUAUGGUUGGGAUCAAUUAUUAAGAAUAAUUGAAAUGCUCAUCAUUAAAAUCCCUUAAUUAAUAUUAUAUCUAAGAUAAUUAUAAGUGGAUCUACCACCACAAUUAAUAAAGGAGAAUAAAAAGACUACUUUUAUAGAAUUUGUAAUUAAGUAUUUGACAUGGGUUGGAGGAGAUAAAUUGGCUAACUUUAUGCACAAUUAUUUAAGCGAUAUUAAUUUAUUAUCUAUUGGAUAUGGAGUCACUAUUGCUUAAGAAGUUUUACAAUUAUUAUUGAAUGAAUUAUAAUUAGAUAUUAAUUAGGAUUAGAUGCUUUAGAAAUAUUAUCACAUUAUGCAAUUAUUGAUAUUAUUUGCUUAGACUUUAACUAUGCAGAAUUGUUGCAUGAUCUUAACUGACUAAAGAUCAUAAUUGAACAUUAUUCCUUAGUUGAUUAACACCUUGAAUACUGUUAAAAAUUGUGAAAAUAAAUAAUUUGUUAAAACAUACUAAUAAACUAUAGCUAAAGUUAUUGAACCUUUCUUACAAUCUUAAAUAUAUUAUGAUCAAAUUAAAUAUGGAAAGUAUGGGGAAAUAUUCAGAUUAUAAUAAAGCAUUACUGAUAAUCCUUUUAAAUAUCACUAUUUGCAUUGUCUAAAAAAUCAAUUGAUUUGUUAUUCUCUAUAUCCCAAUUUUAAGAGUGUUCCAGGAUCAGCAUAACAUUUUAUUUCUCAUUAAUAAGUUCAAUAAACUUUAAAAGAUGAACACUAAUAAGAAUUGAUAUGGCCACUUUAUCAAUCAAGAAAAAAUUACAAUAAUUAAAGGCAAAAUAAUUAAAAACAAUAAGAAGAAGAUGUGAGUGAUUCUGAUUCAGAUUAAGAUAUUCUUUUAGUAGAUAGUCAAAUCAAAUAUAAAGUAAAUUAUUCAAGUAUCAAUUCUUGGGGUUCUGAUUAUUAUUAUUAUGACAAUAAUGAUUUCAUGUCAAAAUACAGCAUGAAUAGAGAUGAAGAUAGAUUGCAACGAGAUAAUUAAUAAAAUAUAUUUCCUUAGAAAGAUCUCAAUAUCUUAUUUUGUAAAGUUGAUCCACAAAUUAUUAAUUUCACAUUACCUGCUUUAUCAAUUACAAAAUCAAAUAUUCAAUAUCAUUCCAAUGAUUAUAAAUAGUGGAUUACCUCUAUUGUUGGGUUGUAUUAUAGUUCAAAUGAAUAUUUUGAAAAUAAAAAAUCCUUGAUUUCAAAAUCAUAUGAAAAUCAACUUAAAAUCACUGUUGAAUUCAUUCAUUAGAUGAAUAGGCUAUUAUUAUCUUCAAAUUACUAUAGAAAUAAAUAAAAUGAUUAUAUGCAAUCAUAUUUAUCAUAUUAUUUGAAUGGUACAUUAAAUAACCUAUAAGUUUAAGCAAGUGCUUCUUGUUUCUAUUCAAAAUUUGGAUAGCCUCCAAAUUAAUUAUAAUAAGAUUAUCAAGCAAAUUCACUAUCUGUAAAUAUCAAUGAAUCAUAACAAUAAUAACAUAGAAUUUUAUGUUAAAUAUCAUGUAAUAUUCUAUAAAGCAGAGUAGUUUUAAAUGGUAUGCCAAAUGAUUUGCAAGAUUAAAAUUUACUUAAAGGAAAACUUUAAAGUUUAUUACACCCAGAAGAACACCUUAUAAUUCAACCAAUAAUCUUAUAAAUUCCAAAAAGAUAAUACGUUUAACCUGAUCCAUAGUAAUUAUUAAUUUAUGAUAAUGUGGUUCUUGAAAUGUUUAUAAAUCUUUUACUAGAUGUAAAUAAUUUUCCAUAAUUUCCUUUUAAUUUAUUUAGAUAAAUUAGUAAAUGUUCUCGACUAGGAUUUAAAUUAUUGAUUUAAUUAUUACUCUUAUAUUAAGAAUAAAAAAAUAACUUAGAUUUAACCUUAAAAAUCUUAUAUCUAGUAAGUCAAAAAAUACCUUCUACUAAUUUAAGAGAUUUGUUAUCUGAAUAAUUAUAAGUGAGUCCCAUUUUAAAUAAAAGAGAAAAGGCAAAUCUUGCCAAAGUUUAAAAAAUUAAGGAACAAUUUGUAAUUGAAGAAGAAGAAAAUUUAGAUGAAUAACCUUAAGAUGAGGAUCCAGAAAAUCCACUUGUCUUUUUGAUUAAUUAAAUUAAUAUAUAUUGUGAGAAAAACAUCUCAUUCAUGAAACUCUUUCAUAAUCCAGAAUCUUAUAUACCAUUAGAAAAAAGUAAAAUUAAUAUGAUAUUUUAGAUAUACUAUUGACUCCAUUAUUAGCCAACUAAACUGGAAUGCAUUUAUCUUACUUGAUUUAAAUUAUUAAAGGUUCAUUGAUGGUUGGAAGUGAAGAUACAAAAGAUAAGAAUAAAAAAAGCGAUGAUGAUUAUCUAUCAAAAAUAUAGAGAAGAUAAGCUACAAUCUUUACAAAUAGUAUCCAAGAGGAAACUAAUAAUAAAUUAUUUGAUCUUGUCUCUUAACUCAAUAAACAUGAAGAAGAUAUUCAUUUAUAAGAAAUGAUUUUUAAAACAUUUGCAGAGAGAUAUUCAGAAAAUUCAUAAGAUCAAUGGGAACCAUAAUCCUAUUACAGUAGAUUGCCUUUUUCAUUAAGAUAAAAUGAAUAAUUCUAGCAAUAAUUACUAUAAUAAUAGUAAUAGUAACAAUAGUAAUAAUAAUAAUAAUAAUAAUAAUAAUAAUAAUAAUAAUAAUAAUAAUAAUAAUAAUAAUAAUAAUAAUAAUAAUAAUAAUAAUAAUAAUAAUAAUAAUAAUAAUAAUAAUAACAAUAAUAGGAGUAAUAGUAAAGGCAUCUUUUAUAAAAUGCAAACUUAUUUUAAAAGCCAUUAUUUCCAUCAGCUAAAAAUGCAUUACCUCAAACACUCCCUACUCAAGUUUCUCCUCCAAUAACAUCUGUAUCAAUACUUUAAUAACAAAAUGAAUAAUUAUAAUAAUACUAAUAAUAAUAUCAAAAAAAUUUAUAAAACAUGCGAAAAUAGACAGCCUCUUAAGUUUAUUAUCAGUAACUUAGAUAAUUUUAUGAUUAGUAUGUUAAAAUUAAUGAUAAUUAAUAAGACAAUUUCUAGACUUAAUAAUAACAAAUUAAAUAAUUUUAUGACAAUAUUUAAUCAUAGAAAUAGUAUUAAUAGGAUAAACAAUAAUAAGAGUAAUAAUAGGAUUAGAUUAAUUAAUAAUCAAUAUCUCUUGAAUAAUAAAUAUAGUAAUAAUCAGAUUAAAGCUAAAAUAUAUCUGAAGAAUAGAAUGAAUAAGAUUAAAAAAUAUAAUAUAGAGAGAGAAAACUUAGUGCCAAGAUCUCCCAUGUUGAAAUAGAUAUUAUAACAGCAUUGUGCAAAAUUCUUAAUAACCCACAUCUAAGAGAUUGCAAUUCUACUGAAAUCAUUAAUAUAAUCAACACAUAUGCAAAUGAUAGAUUAAAAAUGGAACAUGCUAUUAAUGAAUUGACAAAAUAUAUAAUCUAACAAUCUAAAAUAUUCAAUUAUGAAUUAGAUAGAAAAAGAAAAUAACUUAGAGAAAUAGCAAGUUAACGAGAAAAAGUGCCUGAGCAUGAUCCUGAAAAAUAAUAAUAGUUAUCUCAUUAAGAGAAUGAAAUUAUUAAAGAACUUAAUUAGAAAACACCAGAUCCUAGCGGCAUUCAAAGAUGUUUUAUUGCUAUUAUAGGAUUUUUAAAUUUAAAUUUGAGUACUUCAGAUUAAUAAAAAUAAUCAACAAACAAGCCAAAUUCAACAUAAACUAGAUAAUAAAUUUAAUUAGAUAAAAAGAAAUUUAAAUUGCAUCAACAAGGAAAAUAAAUAGAUGAUAUACAAGAAGUUGAUACUUUAUCAAAAAAAGACAUUAGAAAAUAAUUCAUUAAUGUAUUAUAAACAAGAUAAACUCACCAUUUGUGGCUUAAUGUUGUAGAAACAUUAUUAUUGAUUUUCAAUUGUAAAGGUCAUAGAUCAUUAGAAUUAUUAUAGAAAAAACUAUAUCCUCUUUUAGAAUGUUUCCUAAGGCUUUAUUAAAAUGUACAUGAAGAUACAAAUAAUUAAGAUUCACUUUAAUAAGGAACUUCAGAUCCUAACUUUUUUGAACGUAAUACAAGUGGAUCGGCCACAAAUUCAUUAUAAUUUGGGUUAUUAUAAACAUAAAAUAUUCAUCUAAAACGAUCAUUUUCUGCUGUUAGAAAUGAAAAUGAAAUGUAAAUGAAAAUUGAUGAACUAUUCACUUAUCUUUGUAUUAAUGGUAAAAGACUCAUCAAUCAUUUGAUAUAACAAAGACUUCAUUAAGUUACAAUUGAUCAUAAAUAAAAUUAGAAUUCUAAUUAAAUCAAAUUAUUUAAAGAAACUGAUCCUUUAGCUUUUGUUUUCUUCAAAAUGAGUCAAAUAAUUUCAUUUGAAAAUAAAAAACAUUUAUUUGAAUUGGAUUUAGAAGCACUUAAAAUAAGUGACAGACCUAAUGCUCGAUCAAGAAGUAGAUAAAAUGAUACUAUUGAAAUUAAUGUUGUUAGAGAAACAAGACUAUAGUAAUCUUUAGAAAAAGUUAUUAAUAUUGAUAAGAUUAAGUUUAGAAAAUGUGAUAUAAAAAUUAGAUAUCAAGGAGAAAGAGGUUAAGAUGAAGGAGGGAUUAGAAAAGAGUGGAUGACUAAUCUUGUAAAAGAUAUCUUAUAAACAGAUAAAUUUGAAUUAACAACUAAGAGAUUCUACAAAAUUAAUCCUAAUAAAAAAGCAUAAGAGGAUUUGAAUCAUUAUAAACUUUUAGGUAAAAUUAUUGCUAAAAGCAUUUAUGAUGGAUUACUUUUGCCUGUAUAUUUCAUUUCUCCAAUUUUCAAGCAAAUGCUUUAGAAAAAACCUAGUUUUGAUGACCUUGAACACUAUAAUGAAGGAUAUUAUGAUACCUUCAUUAAAUUUUUAAAUGAAGAAACAUAAGUUCAAUAUAAAGAUUUAUUCGAAUUUUGGAUUCCUGAAGAAUAUGCAAAUCUGAUAGAAUAAAAUAAAAAGUUAAUCUUUUCUGAUAUUCUAUCAGAUUAUUUAGAAAAGAAUCCUAUUGAAUUAAAAUAAGAAUAAUUAAAUGAAUAAUAAUAAUAGAAUACUAAAUAGGAAGCCAAAUUAACUUAAGAAUAAGAUUAAACAAAACCAUAGAAAUAAGACCAACAGUAAGAAUAAUAAUAAUAAUAAGAAUUAUAAUAGUAAUAAUAAUAGUAAUAAUAAGAAUUAUAAUAAUAAUAGUAAUAAUAGUAAUAGUAAUAAUAAUAAUAAUAAUAAUAAUAAUAGUAAUAAUAGUAAUAGUAAUAAUAAUAAUAAUAAUAAUAAUAAUAAUAAUAAUAAUAAUAAUAAUAAUAAUAAUAAUAAUAAUAAUAAUAAGAAUAAGAAUAGUAAUAAUAAGAAUAAGAAUAGGAAUAGGAGAAAUAAUUGUAAGUAUUAUAAUAAUCUGAGUAAAAAUAUCAAGAAUAUUUAUAAAUAUUUGAAGAUAUAUAGAAAUAAUAAUUACUAAUAUAAUAAUAAUAAUAGCAAUUAUUAGAUUAAUAAAUUAUCAGAGAAACAGAAGACUUAUAGUUUUUUAAAGAUAACUUUCUUUAAUAGAAAUAUGAAGACAUUUAGUAACAUGAAUCAUAAUUAGAAAUAAAUUUAGAAUAAUUCGAAUAAUAAUAAUUAAUAUUAUAUCUAUAAUAACAGUAUGAUUAAUCAGUUGUAUCUUAAUAAAUUAUAAAAGAAUAGUAAAUAUCUCAAUAAAAAAUGGAGAUGUAAUAAAAUUAAGUAGAAUCUGAAGGGAUGGUUCCACUUUUAAAGGCAGAGCAAUAAAAAAGUGAUAAAGAAGAAAUAAAAAUAAAGAAACAAUCCGAAGAUAUUACAGCUGAAGACAUGGAAAAUAGGGAAAAGAAAAGACUUAUUAGAAAGAAUAAAAAAAAAUAAUUAAAUGAUGAAGUUUUGAAACACAUUAAAUUGUAAGAUGUUUUUGAAAAAUAAACUACUAAUGUAUCAGUUAAACAUAAAAGAUUAAUUUGUGAAUAUAUUAGCAAAAGAAUUAUGUUAGAAGAGAUUAAACCUUAGUUAUAAGCAUUAAGAGAAGGCUUUUUUGAUAUUUUAUAAAAAGAGUAUUUCUCUUAUAUGGAUUGGAGAGAUCUUUAGAAAUUAAUAAUAGGAGUUCCAUCUGUUGAUGGUAUUUUAUUUUAUUAUUUAUUUUUAGUUGAUGAUUUAUAAGCGAAUACAGAAUAUAUAAAUUAUGAAAAAAAUAAUUAAACAGUAUUAUGGUUUUGGGAAGUUUUAACAACAUUAAGCGAUUCUGAAAAGGCUGAUUUCUUAAUGUUUGCAACAGGAAGUCCUUUAGUUCCAUUUGGAGGAUUUAAAAAUUUAAGAGGUCCAAAUGGUCCAAGAAAGUUCUCUAUUUCAAAAGACUUCAAUAAAGAACAUUUUAUUAAGGCUCAUGCAUGGUAUAAUUUUUAAUUAUUGUUAGCUUUAAUCGUAUUGAUUUACCAGAAUACUCUUCUAAAGAAAUAGUAAGAGAGAAAUUACUAAAAUCUUUGAAAGAAUCUGGUUCAGGAUUUGAUUUAAGUUGA
Messenger RNA from Paramecium pentaurelia, 12195 nucleotides. Lineage: Eukaryota; Ciliophora; Oligohymenophorea; Peniculida; Parameciidae. The record is from the annotation of a GenBank genome assembly.